CACACCCCAAGAAAUUAUCUAACCUUUUUCAUGAGGAGGCCACGUGAUCUUGCGGAUAAAUUGCCGCGUGGAAUUGUUUUUGCGAUCGAUAGUUCGCGCCAUUCCAGUUGUGCCCUCAGCUCUUUGUGUCUACUGUAGCCUCUUAAACGAAAACAUCACUCGUCCAAGUGAACAGUACUAGUAGCUAGGAAAAUGAGCAACGAAGUGGAGUUCAACAGUUUAACCAAAGAUGAUGUCAAGAUAACGUUUGAGGAUUCGUCGCACACGUCGAAACCGAGCGAGGAUGAAAUAGCGCAACAUAGGAAAACACGCUUGGCCCUCGUGGUGGUUUUCGCUGUGAUUGUAAUCGUGAUGGUGGUAGUAGCCGUCAUCAUCAUUAUUGUAGCACCCAAAUGCGAAAAGAAAGAAGAAGUACCAGAGGAGAAGAAACGCAGUGGCGACGAAUGGCUGAAACAUGGGAUCAUCUACCAAGUGUAUCCUCGUUCCUUUAAAGACUCCGGUAAAGAUGGAAAUGGCGAUCUGAAAGGUAUCUUGGAAAAGAUGGAUUACUUCACUGAGUUGGGAGUACAAGCUUUGUGGCUCAGUCCAAUUUACGAUAUGAAAAAUUUUACGACCAUCGAUCCCAUGUUCGGAACCAUUGAAGACUUCGACAAAUUCAUCAAAGAAGCUCACGAUAAAGGCAUCAAGGUUGUCAUGGGGUUCGUUCCGAAUCACUCUUCGAAUAAACACCCAUGGUUCGUGGAGAGCCAGAAGAAUGCCAGUAACGCCUAUAGAGACUACUACAUCUGGCAGGGAGGCCCUGCAAAGAAUCAAACUCCAAACAACUGGAUAAGUGUGUUCGGGGGAAGUGCUUGGACCUACCAAGACACCAGGAAGCAAUUUUACUUUCACCAAUUCAGCAAAGAGAAACCUGACUUGAAUUUAAGAAAUGAAAAGGUGAAAAAGGAACUCCAGGAUGUUUUGAAGUUUUGGCUUGCGAAAGGAGUCGAUGGCUUUAAUUUUGAUGCUGUACAAUUUCUGAUCGAGAACGAUAACUACGCAAACGAAACGGCAAAAAGCAACUACAAUGCGUUGAAUCCGAAAUACGACAUGCUGAAUCACACACUUACUUAUGAUCUUGAUGAGAGUAGAACCUUGGUGAAGGAAUUCCAAGAUUUCCUUAACAAACAGAGUGGAAGCCAUCCCAUUUUGUUCACAGAGGUGAAUGGACCUUAUGACAAGACUUCAAAGUACUAUGAGGUGUCAGACAUUCCAUUCAACUUUGGCCUGAUCACCAAACUUAAUGAACAGGGAAUGACACUCGCCCAGAGUAUCAACAAGACCGUCAUUGAAUACUUAGCUAGUGUUCCAAAGAGCAAGACACCCAACUGGGUCACUGGCGAUGAUGACCAUGAACGUAUUGGCAGCAGGGUGGGCGAAGACAACAGACAUGCAAUGAAUGUCCUUGCACUUACCCUGCCUGGUUUGGUUUCUACCUACUAUGGUGUAGAGAUUGGCAUGUUAAAUAGUAAAAUUGCCAAUCAAACUGACCGUAUGGAUAUAGCAAGAACUCCCAUGCAGUGGAAUGCAAAUAAAAAUGCUGGCUUCACUAUAGGCAAACCCUGGCUGGAAGUUGGCUCAAAUCACAACACCAUCAAUGUAGCCAAUGAAAAAGAAGACAAAGAUUCAAUCUACAGCAAGUUCAAAGAGCUUGUUGAGCUUAGAAAGAAAGCAGCUACCCUGAGUGAUGGUGAAUUGAAAGAGGUGCACACCGAUCUGCAAGUGUUCUCCUUCAUUCGCAGCCAUGACAGCGAGCACCUCCUUGUCAUCAUCAACUUUAGUGACAAAGUUUGGAAUGGGGAUCUUGACAAGAUCUCAGGCAGGGGAAUAGUGGUAUUUGAUACUGAAUCCAAAAUGGUUGGUCAAGAAGUGGAUGUGAAUAAGAUUAAACUUAAUGUAGGCCAAGCUGUCAUUCUGGAAAAUGGUAAAAAUGAGUGGCACUUGGAAUAGAAAACUUUCAAUUGAUCUCUCAGGGUUUUGUUUUGUUUUGUUUUGUUUUUUUUUUUUUUUCUUUUGUCAGUCUGCUGCUAAAUUUUAAGUACCAAACAGCAAAAGUAAUUGCAGUGUCAAAAACCAUUUAGAAGAAGACUGAUAAAAAGUAGAGAGAAAGCUUAUGGAAUUUUAGUCAACUUAAAUUAUUCAAAAUUUCAGACAGACAUCAUAUGCUAUAUCUAAUGAAAUACUGAUACUUCAAGUAUGGAAGAUUACAGAAAAAGCAUUGGUUUGUUUAAAAUGGGACAUGUGUUUUGUUAGCUCAGCUGUAAUUCACACCAUAUGAGGACUUGAGAUUUCUUUCUUUUUGGUUGAACCUACGUGUAGAAUCAUACUUUACUCUCUUAGUCCCUCAUGAGUGUGUCAGUUACAUUGCUACAGUACGUACUUUAUUACACAUUCAACAGUUCAUUCAAAAAAGUAUAAUUACCAUAACUUAUCAUUACACUCAUCUAGCCGAAAGAGUUAGCAUCUUACACCUCUUGGUCAGGUCUAUUUAAUUGUAUCAUUUAUCAUAAGUUUUUGGAAGUCAUACAGACCAAGCUCCUCCAUAAGACAAAGUUUUCUUCAAUUAUUUGUUUCAUUCCAAUGAAAAAUGCCACUUUCUGUCAGUGCGAACUAAAUUUUUCACCCUUUAACUCCCACAAGUGACCUCGGCAGAAUUUCUCUUCACAUUAUUGAUACAAUGAUGCCAAACAGAUAAGUGACGAGAAUUAAGUGUCAAUUGAAGAAUUAUAAGUUGAUCAAAUACAGUACCAAAUUUUCUGAACCAACAUAAGAAUAUGGCACACAAUAAGGAGAAUUACUAAUGAGAUCUGGUAGUGCAAGGGUGAAAAGUCUGAGGAAAGGUAUUAUCAACAUGCUCUAAAUGUGAAGUGUUUUCUAAUAAUGGUUAAAAGGGUUUUAACAAGGUCAUGAUUUGUUUAGUGGGAAGUGAAGUGAAGUGAAGGAUGCAGACUUGCAGGAGCGACACUAUCCGUACUCUUAAUCUCCUGAGUAUUUGGUCGAGUAUCUCAGUCGCAAUGAUUCGUGCUGCCUUCCACAGGAAACUUUCCAGUUGUAAUCCUUAAUUUCCACAGAAAAUGCAAGUUUAUACUAAUAAUUAUGGUUAAAGGGGUUUUAGCAAGGCCAUGAUUUGUGAAGGAUGCAGAAAGACACUAUAAGCCAUUCUACAGGGUGAAAUCACAGCUAAGUGAUACAGCUGCUGGUAAUUAAACUAUUAUUUGCAGAGUAAUGUUCAUAGCCCAGUGGCAGUAACUUGCAACUAAAGAAGCUCUUGAUUGUUAAACAAGAUUCUCCUUGUCAGCACCUUAGGAAAUGGGUAGAGAACAGUAUUGGAGAAUGUGCUUACUGUUCUUUGGGUAUAUAAGGUUAAAUUAUGAAGUUUAAUCCUCUUAAAGUAUGAAAUCCUACAAAAAAUGAUAGUUUGUGUUUAAAAUGUACUUAUUUCAAAUUAGUUUUAAUUUUAACUGCAACUGUUGUUAGUUGUAACACCAACAUCAGUCUUUCAGGGAUUGUUCACCAUUCAUGUUUGUCACUCACCAGUAACAUUUAGAUGGUAUCUCAACACGUUUAAUCUAGUUCAAACUUGUGACAAUAUUUAGUAUUUAGAAUUAAGGAAUCCUUCUUGAGUGGUUUAGGUUUUGAUUGUUCCUUCUGAGAACCUUGAAUUUUCCAAUUCUGUUUUUUAGUUUAUUUUUAUAUAAUCCUAGACUAUUGAUAUAGUAAUGAUUGGAAAGCCAUUUCCUUGUAAGCAAUAAUUGAUUAUCAAGUAGUUUGUUAAAUGAUUGAGAUCAAUCCUUUGUUAAGUAGGAGGUUGUCAUACAUUAAAAAAAAAAAAAGAGUGAAA
Stylophora pistillata is the source of this 3880-nucleotide messenger RNA. Its product is annotated as amino acid transporter heavy chain SLC3A1. The record is from RefSeq and is a predicted model, not a curated record. NCBI's taxonomy places the organism in Eukaryota, Metazoa, Cnidaria, Anthozoa, Scleractinia, Pocilloporidae. Gene Ontology annotation, biological process: carbohydrate metabolic process.